AUGUCGAGCUCGGUCGAGAAGUCGGUCAAAGGCGGCACCAAGGUCAAGCUUGCGCCGCCCAAGUCCAAAUAUGUCGAACACAUUCUCCUGGCCACGUCUGGCGGCGAGGCCGGUGUCGCCGAGAUCUUCCGCACAUUGAAAGAGCGUCUACGCGACACGACCUGGACAAUCUGCUUCAAGGCUCUAAUCAUUGUACAUCUGAUGAUCAAAGAAGGAGAGCGCGAUGCAACUCUCAAGUACCUGGCCGCUGCGCCCAAGAACCGUCUGGCCAUCAACAGCUAUACCGAUGUCCAGACACAGGGUCAGAACAUCCGCCGAUACAACAACUACCUCAUCCAGCGCGCAGAGUCUUUCGCCGACACUCACGUUGACCACAUUCGUAACCCUGGUCGCAUGAAGAACCUCUCUAUCGCCAAAGGUCUCUUACGAGAGACCGAAGCAAUUCAAGACCAGAUCAGAGUCUUGAUCAAAUGCGAUCCUCUUGAAAACGAGCCCGAGAACGACAUUUCGCUGAUGGCAUUCCGCUUGCUCACCAAAGAUCUGCUCGACCUGUUCACUGCCAUGAACGAAGCUGUCAUGAACAUCUUGAGCCACUAUUUCGAGCUCUCAAAACCAGACGCCGAACAUGCCAUUGGAAUCUACAAAACCUUCGCAAAGCAGACAGAUCAAGUCGUCCAAUAUCUCAGCAUUGCCAGACAAUACGAACACAUUACCAAGUUGGAAAUCCCCAAGAUCAAGCACGCUCCUACGAGUCUGGCCAACUCACUGCAAGAGUAUAUCGACGAUCACGACUUCGAGACCAACAGACGCCAGUACCUGGCCGAGCAGCAAGCAAAGUCUGGCAAACCAAUCAAGUCCUCGAGAUCAGUUACUUUCGCUGAAGCUGAGCCAAAGCAAGAGAAGGCUGCACCCGCCGCUUCUCAACCACCUUCCAAAGGCCCAGCUCCAGAUCUUAUCGACUUCUUUGGCUCAAUCGAAGAGCAGCAGCAACCCAUGGCUCAGGCUUCUACUCAGCAAUAUGCGCAGCCAACUGGUCAGCCUUUCCCUCAGAUGUACGGUCAACCAACAGCCGAUCCUGGUUUCCAGACAGCUCAGUCGACAAAUCCCUUCGGUGUGCCGCAGAACUCGCAGUUUAUGGCUCCGCCCACUGCUCAACUUCAACCACAAUUCACAGGUGCUGGAUUUGGUGGUUAUGGCCCUCAACCCCAGCAACAAGUGCAGCCACAACAGACCGGCUUCUCCUCAAAUCCUUUCCAAUCCACGGUGCAGCAGCCUUUCCAGAGUCCGCCACCUCAACAACAGCAACCGCAACAAACGUUCAUGUCACAAGAUCCAUUCUCCAUGCAACAGCAGCAGCAAGAUGCUUUUGCUAUGCAACAGCAACAACCACAAAUGCAGUCACCACCACAACCAGUUCAGCCGCAAGCCACUAACCCCUUCCGUCAGUCGAUGAUGCCUACUGGUCAGAUGAAUGGUCUCAUGCAGUCGCAGCAGACUGCUCAGCCUCAGCAGCGUCAAUCGAGCAACCCAUUUGCAAGGCAGGCGCCCCAACAAGACUCCAUGCAGACUGGCUUCCAGCAGCAGCAGCAGCCAUUGCAAGCACAGCCAACAGGAACAAAUCCCUUCGCGAAACCAUCCCCUCAGACAUCGCAGCCGACAGGACAAUCGCCAUCAUUCCUCACUCCUGCCGUUACUGGAAGUACAAAUCCAUUCAGACAGUCUAUGUUUGUGAACCAGCAGACUGGUCAAGGCUGGCAGAACACUCCACAAGCAAGCAUGGGAGGAUGGGAGCAACUGGAGACCGUCCCUGUCUUCCCUCGACCCGGACAAUAG
This is a messenger RNA of Aureobasidium melanogenum CBS 110374, 1833 nucleotides long. Its product is annotated as ANTH-domain-containing protein. Gene Ontology annotation, biological process: clathrin-dependent endocytosis; clathrin coat assembly; vesicle budding from membrane. Lineage: Eukaryota; Fungi; Ascomycota; Dothideomycetes; Dothideales; Saccotheciaceae. Gene Ontology annotation, cellular component: clathrin-coated vesicle; clathrin-coated pit. The record is from RefSeq and is a predicted model, not a curated record. Gene Ontology annotation, molecular function: 1-phosphatidylinositol binding; SNARE binding; phosphatidylinositol-4,5-bisphosphate binding. The transcript is spliced from 5 exons. Bases 1 to 1833 code for a protein of 610 amino acids.